UUUACCGCAAACCAUCAUGGACAGCUUCGACAACUUUCAAUAUAUAGACUCUGCUUCGUCGUACGGUGGCGCUACCAGUGUCGUAGACGAUAAUUCCUCUGUCUAUACUGCAACUACAAAUAUUGGAACGCCAGUCGACCUAGAAAGCCUCUCCAUCGUAGACGAUCGCUCCCAAACAUCCUCAUACAACAAUGGACACGAAGGGCACCACCAUCACACGCCGAGAACUGGUGUAGAUGAAGAUUUCUAUGCUGUUCUUGACGAUCUCAAAGACGAGGGUACCGUGGAUCUCCCUCCUCAUGCCUGCAGCUAUUGCGGAAUCCACUCGCCAGCCUCUGUCGUGAAGUGUCUUGUGUGCUCUAAAUGGUUCUGCAACUCGCGCGGCAACACUUCCGCCUCACAUAUCGUGAACCAUCUAGUGCGCGCAAAACAUAAGGAGGUGAUUUUGCAUGCCGAGAGCCCGCUCGGUGAAACCACUCCAGAAUGCUAUAAUUGUGGAAGCAAGAAUGUGUUCAUGCUGGGAUUUAUCCCGCAAAGAGCGAUACUGUUGUAUCCUUUUGUGUCGGUAAGUCUGCCAGGUCAGCACCGAGACUCAUAUUCAUGGCAUAUAUGCAGCCAACCCUGUGCGACAGUCAGCAAGGAUAUGUCUUGGAACGCUUCCCUAUGGGCACCGUUGAUCGAUGACAGGUCUUUCCUUUCGUGGCUCGUGAAGCCUCCCACCGAAACCGAACAACUUCGAUCUCGUCAGAUAUCAUUCAAUCAGAUCAACCGCUUGGAAGAUCUCUGGCGUGAAAACGCCAACGCCACACUGGAGGACCUCGAGAAGCCUGGUGUCGAUGACGAACCGCAGCCUAUCCUUCUCCAUUACGAGGACGCAUAUCAGUACCAGAAUAUUUUCGGACCUCUCGUCAAGAUCGAGGCUGAUUAUGAUAAACGCCUGAAGGAGAGUCAGACUCAGACUGAUAUCACUGUCCGAUGGGAUGUUGGUUUGAACCAGAAAAGAGUUGCGUGGUUUUGCUUGCCCAAGCUUGAGAGCGGUGAAGUCAGACUUGCGGUGGGUGAUGAAUUGCGGUUGAGGUACCAGGGUGAACUGCACAAAGCUUGGGACGGAGUAGGACACGUUAUCAAGAUUCCGAACAACAUUUCCGACGAAAUUGGGCUUGAAUUACGACGGACCGAGGGUGUACCUACCGAUUGCACUCAUAAUUUUGCGGCUGAUUUUGUCUGGAAAUCUACCAGCUUUGAUAGGAUGCAGUUGGCGAUGAAGACGUUUGCAGUCGAUGAGAAAAGCGUUAAUGGUUACAUUUAUCACAAGCUUCUUGGACACGAUCUUGCCCCCCAGGUUCUCCGCACGCAGAUGCCUAAGCGUUUCUCCGCGCCAGGUCUUCCCGAGCUCAACCACUCUCAAAUGUAUGCAGUCAAAAGUGUUUUGCAGAAGCCCAUUAGUUUGAUCCAAGGCCCUCCUGGUACUGGAAAGACCGUAACUUCCGCUUCAAUCGUCUAUCAUCUCGCCAAGAUGAAUCCCGGUCAAGUUCUCCUCACUGAAAAGAUUCACGCUACUGGUUUAAAGGUCGUGCGUCUGACCGCCAAAUCCCGCGAAGCCCUGGACUCUAGCGUCGCGUUCUUGACGCUGCACCAACAAGUGGCAAACAAUACAACUCACGUGGAGUUGCAGAAGUUGAUCAUGCUGAAGAACGAACAGGGAGAAUUGAGCUCCAACGAUGAGAGGAAGUACAAGACAUUGAUCAGGCAGUGCGAGAAGGAGAUUUUGGGUGCUGCGGAUGUCAUCUGCUGCACGUGUGUGUUCAGGACGGUGUUGAUCGACGAAGCUACGCAAGCUGCCGAACCAGAAUGUAUGAUCCCUCUGGUUGUCCUCGUCGGCGAUCAUCAGCAGCUUGGUCCGGUUAUCAUGAACAAAAAAGCUGCGCGCGCUGGUCUGACGCAAUCGCUCUUCGAACGUCUGGUUGUACUCGGCAAUAGACCCAUUCGUCUGCAAGUGCAAUACCGCAUGCACCCUUGUUUGUCGGAGUUCCCCCUCGAACAUGAGGAAAUAUCCUCUAGUGGAACUUCGUUCCUCAAUAGGACGGAAGCAUCCAACGUUGAGAAGAUCGUGACCAAGUUCUUCAAGUCGGGCGUCGGUCAACGUUCCUAUAUUGUCAACUAUAUGCAGUUCAACGGGUCUCUCAAGAAGGAACUGUAUAAGGAUAUCGAGGUGGCCAGUGUCGACGCCUUCCAAGGACGAGAGAAGGAUUAUAUCAUUUUGAGCUGCGUCAGAAGCAACGAACACCAGGGUAUCGGUUUCUUGAAUGACCUCCUCUAUGGAGUCGUCAUCCUUGGAAAUCCAAAGGUUCUCAGCAAGCACCCACUGAACACAACCCUUGUCGAGGGCCCGCUGAACAACUUACAGCCGAGCAUGAUCCAAUUCAGUAAACCUCGCCGCUCCCUUGUGAAGUCUAUGGACCAGUUCCGUCGCCACGAGACAAAUGCACGGGACUUCAUCCCCAACGCUGGAGGUGCAGGCAGAUCUGCUGGUGGAUUUGGUCCUGGUAUACCCGUGGCUCCGGGGGUGCUGGGAAGCGUAGUGCGUACGGUAGCUACGCUAGUUUCCAUCAUCUCCCAGGAUGCUGGACCGCCAAGCACCCGCAGGCAUCGGCGCAUGAGCGGGUAUGAUUACAAGAGCCAGGACGGCACGACAGACCUCGACGACGUGAAGAGCCAGUAUGGGGGAACACAAUCGGGCAUGACUGUGUUCUAG
This is a messenger RNA of Suillus subalutaceus, 2755 nucleotides long. Its product is annotated as ATP dependent helicase. Gene Ontology annotation, cellular component: cytoplasm. Bases 17 to 2755 code for a protein of 912 amino acids. NCBI's taxonomy places the organism in Eukaryota, Fungi, Basidiomycota, Agaricomycetes, Boletales, Suillaceae. Gene Ontology annotation, biological process: nuclear-transcribed mRNA catabolic process, nonsense-mediated decay. The record is from RefSeq and is a predicted model, not a curated record. Gene Ontology annotation, molecular function: ATP hydrolysis activity; RNA helicase activity; zinc ion binding. The transcript has 16 exons.